GUUCGAGAGCCCGGCCCCCCUCUCCUUCCAACGAACGGGGCGACCAUGAAGUUGGACGAAGGAACUCAACCGGAGCGACCGCACCAUCGGGAUGCGAACGCGCUCAGCACGGAAGAUCUCCGGUCCGAGAUGGUCAGGUAUGGCAUUCCCGCCCACGAAAGCGUGCCGAACACGUUGGUGAUUCUCCAAAAGAAGUUUGACGACGAGUUUGCCAUGCACAUGGCGUCGUACAACAAGUUUAUGGAGCGCUAUAGCCGCAAGAAGACCAAGGCCGAGUUGGAGGCCAAGAUGGCUCAGGACGACGCCGACGACGCGGCCGCGUUCGACGCGAACCCAAAGAUCAAGAUCCUCGUCGAGCAGAUCAUUGCAAACGAAACCAGUGCCACGUUGAUGCUUCGCGGCCUCACGGAUGCAUCAGCCCGCGCCGUCCUCCGCGUGCUCGGCCUCAACCAGUCCGUCAUCUCGCUCGACUUGAGCAACAACGGGCUGGGCGACGCGGUCGUGGCGGAGCUCGCGCGCCUGCUACGCGUCAACAAACGGGUGGCUAGCCUCGACUUGGGCACGAAUCGAUUGAACGCCAAGUGCAUGCACGAGCUGGCGGCCGCCCUCACCGACAACACUGUCCUCACGUCGCUAAGUUUGGAGGACAACCCGAUCACGGCGCACGGCAUCACGACCGACCUCAGUGGGUUUGACGCGCUGUGUGGGUACAUUUCGUCGACGACGACGCUGGAAUCGCUCAACUUGUUUCGCACGGGCCUCAACAUGGAAGCGGGUCGGAUCUUGGCCAAGGCGCUCCUCUUUAACGAGUCCAUCUACGUAUUGGAGCUCGGGGCCAACGCGGUGGCCGACAAGGAGCUCGAAGUGAUUGCCACGCAAUUGGCGGAAAACCGCCAGCUCCACGACGACAUGGCGUCCAAGGUGUUUUUGAAGCGCCAGGCCAUCGAAGCCGAGGCCAAGGCCCGCGCCGCCGCCCACGACCUCGAACGCGUCAAGGUCGAAACGCAGCAAUGGCAUGAAGCGAACGCGGCCGACCGCCGCAUCCAGCACGAACUCGACCGCGUCGCCGACAAGAAACGACAGGAAGCCGAGGACGCUCGCUUGCGCAAGAUCGCGGCGGAUCGAGACAUGGCGCGCCGACUCGCCGCGGAAGAGGCGCGCGUCAAGGCCGAGGCGAGAGCGAAAACGAAAAAGUAGACGCGCUCUCGAGUGUGCUCGACACGUCAGCCAACGUUGCCGUGACGCGAGCCAUUUCUCUAGACUUGUUGGCGGCAUCCUCGUGAAGCCGGU
Messenger RNA from Aphanomyces invadans, 1290 nucleotides. RefSeq lists its product as hypothetical. The transcript is spliced from 5 exons. The record is from RefSeq and is a predicted model, not a curated record. The coding region runs from base 46 to 1197 and encodes 383 amino acids. Lineage: Eukaryota; Oomycota; Saprolegniomycetes; Saprolegniales; Verrucalvaceae.